UUAGGGUGAGAAGGGUUAGGGUUUAUUAGCUACCAGAGUCGACUGCGAGCUCUGCCUUCGAAGCUACCCUUGGAACCUCAUCUUCGUUCAACAUGGCGGUUGGGAAGAAUAAGAGAAUAUCGAAGGGAAAGAAGGGAGGGAAGAAGAAGGCGGUUGAUCCUUUCUCUAAGAAGGACUGGUAUGAUAUUAAGGCGCCUUCGAUCUUCAGCAGUAGAAAUGUUGGGAAGACCCUCGUUUCGAGGACACAGGGAACCAAGAUUGCGUCUGAAGGACUCAAGCACAGAGUAUUCGAGAUCUGCCUUGCUGAUCUUCAAACUGAUGAGGAUCAGUCCUACAGGAAGAUCCGACUGAGAGCUGAGGAUGUGCAGGGAAAAAAUGUCCUCACUAACUUUUGGGGAAUGGAUUUUACAACAGACAAGUUAAGGUCUCUGGUGCGUAAGUGGCAGACUUUGAUUGAGGCACAUGUAGAUGUGAAGACUACAGACAACUAUACUUUGAGGAUGUUUUGCAUUGGAUUCACCAAGAGGCGACCAAACCAGGUUAAACGAACCUGUUAUGCUCAAACAAGCCAAAUCCGACAGAUUCGCCGUAAGAUGAGAGAAAUUAUGGUAAACCAGGCGACCUCAUGUGACUUGAAGGAGUUGGUACAGAAGUUCAUCCCGGAGAUGAUUGGGAAGGAAAUUGAGAAGGCCACUUCCAGCAUUUAUCCCUUACAGAACGUCUUUAUCCGUAAAGUCAAGAUAUUGAAGGCUCCAAAGUUUGAUCUUGGCAAAUUGAUGGAGGUUCAUGGGGACUACUCAGAGGAUGUCGGAGUCAAGGUUGACAGGCCAGCAGAGGAACCAAUAGCAGAGGAAACCGAAGUAGUUGGAGCAUAGAUGAAGGUUCAGCCUAUUUUCCUUUGUUCAUGUUUAUCAAAUUUUGGAAGUGUAAUGUAUACAUUUAUUAUUGAGAAACUUAUUUAGGUAAAGGAUUUUGUUUGGCUUAGAUUGUGACUGUUGAUUGACUUUGAGAUAGAGGAACAUGUUUUUUCCUCU
Telopea speciosissima is the source of this 1034-nucleotide messenger RNA. RefSeq names its product 40S ribosomal protein S3a. The transcript has 7 exons. Gene Ontology annotation, biological process: translation. Lineage: Eukaryota; Viridiplantae; Streptophyta; Magnoliopsida; Proteales; Proteaceae. Gene Ontology annotation, molecular function: structural constituent of ribosome. The coding region runs from base 93 to 875 and encodes 260 amino acids. The record is from RefSeq and is a predicted model, not a curated record. Gene Ontology annotation, cellular component: cytosol; ribosome.